UGUCACAAAUGUCAUGCAAUAAAUUUUCAAACGCAAAUACACACCCAAAACCAAUUUUUACUGAAUACAAUAAUAAAUAGGUAGUGAUCUAUGUACCAAUAGCGAAAGCUAUGUAAGCCAAAAAUAGAAUACAAAAAUGAGUGCGAUAUUAAAAUUUAUCCGUGAAAACCACAUACUGGCGAUCAUUGAACAAGCGAUCGCGAAAAAGAAGUCCCGGUUGAGUUUGAAUUCGUUCGAAAUCAGGGAAAUACCUCCGCUAUUAUACACCUGUUUGGACGUUGAACAUCUUUACUUACAUGUAAAUAACAUUGCGAGUAUGCCAGUGCAGUUAACGCAGCUAACAAACCUAACAACAUUGACCCUGGACUACAACAAUAUUAAUUAUUUGCCCCCGGAAAUCGGGAAUUUGAAAAAUCUCAUCAAUUUGAACAUAAGCUACAACCCAUUGCAUGCUUUGACGCCAGCGAUCGGGAAUUUAGAGAACUUGGAAGCUUUGUGGUGCAACAGGAUAGGGUUAAAGGAGAUCCCCAAGGAAAUUGGGAAGUUAUCGAAGUUAGACACAUUCGGGGCGCGAGGAAAUGAACUCAAAGCGAUUCCGGUGGAAAUGACUAGGCUUACUAAAUUGAGGUGGUUGACCUUAGAAUACAACCACAUAGAAUAUCUGCCCAAAAACAUGGACAAGAUGGAGUCUCUGGUGCACUGCAACAUCCGACAGAAUUGUCUCAAGGAGUUUCCCGCCUCGCUGCUCAAAUGUCUCGACCUGAUGUUCCUACAGCUCAACCACAACCAAAUACGCCGUCUGCCAGAUGACUUUCAAUCGGCGUGCCCCCCCGCUCUAGAGAUGAUUGACCUGAGGCACAACCCUAUCUGUGACCUCCCGCACGAGCAACACAAUCUCAUACGCUACACAGAGGCGCUCCCCACCGCGGCGGCACCGGAGUUGGCAUCCGCAUCCGCCUCGUCGAACGCGUGGCCGCACGCCGCCACCGCGCUCGCCGUCAACGCGACCGCGCUGCGCCUGCCCGCAGUACCGGCCGGCGCGACGGCGCUGCGUCUGCCCGUAGUACCAGCGCCGCGCCACGCCGACCCGCUGGGUCGUGACGUAUUAGAGGUGGAGGGAGACGAGUCGUCGGUGGAGGACUCGGAGGACUGGGAGAACAGCGUGAACAGCUCCGAGCUGGAUGUGCAGUACCAGAGCGACGACGAGCGCGCCGACAACGAGGCCAUCGGCAUGGUGUUGCCAGAAUUGUCUCGCUAUGCGUCCACUGCGAGCUAAAUUGCCACCAUCAGCUACCAAUGCAUGAUCGGAAACUUCUUUAUAUCUACUGGUAUCAUUGAUCAGCUGUCAAAUUACUAUUUAAAUGGAAAACUACCAAAGCAAGUUUAAUUAUCAUCAUUGGCAACACUGAUCAAGUUUUAACCUUCAAGUUGUCUUGUUUCUUUUUAGAAAGACAAAAUAAUAAUCACAAAUGUUAGUAAUUAGUGAAGAAAUUUUAAUGUGAAAUUUAAAUAUGAAAUAUGCAUGUAUUUUUUAUAUUUUUAAUGGAUUUUUGACAUUGCCAAACAAACCAUAAAAGGUUAGGAACAACUUUUAAUAACCUCAUUAUUGAUACUAGUUGGAAGGAGGGUAAAGUUGUUACUAACCAGAUGUUUUUUUUUUACUGUUGAUUAAUUAAUAGUUAUACAAUUUACCAGUCACAAUGUCGUACAAAUUGUGUGGUACAUAAUCUCGUUCAGACGCUCAAAAAUUUUCAUUUCCUGGUAACUCAGUUAGCUACCAGAAUCAAGAAUUUUCGUAAACAAAAUAGUUCAUCGUCUCAUCGAGAUGAAGCUACUCACAAAAAAUUAACUUGAUAGUAAUCAGUUGUACAAAAUGUUCUACGGAUCCCUGACUAUAUCUAUUAUCUAGCAUUUCGGAUAACGUGCAUAUUUCAUAUCAAUACCACAUUCACUCAGUGGCGUGCAUAAGGUUGUCGAUCAGGGUAUGCACUAGUAAUAAAAUGAAGCAAAUCUGUAUUUAAUAUGCACUAAGAAGACAACUCUUAGGGUAUGCAGUACUUUAAUGCAUGUAUGAAGUGCACGCCACUAUUCACUAUGAAUCUAAUAACUUUUGUUUUAUUACUUACAACUUGUUAAAAAAAACUACAAAUUAUUACUUAUAUACUAAUUACUGGUAAUAGUAAAUAUUUGUCAGAAAAAGCGGAAAAAAGACCAACAUUCGGUGGUAAUGUUUAAAUUUAAAAAAAAAAAUUAUAUUAAGCUAAUUAUAAAUCUAUUUUUUUUUUCUAAGAUUAUUAUUUUAUAUUGUGAUACUUUUAUUUAGUGAAAUCAAAAAUUAUGUGAUAUAUAUAUAUUUUUUUUUUCUAAAAUAUUUUUUUGUAACUGUAUUAAAUAUGACAAUAAUUUUGAUUAUUUUUUUAGUUUUAGGUGUUGCACAAAAUAUGUGUGAAUUUAUUACAUUUUUCACUUUAAAGAUUUUUGGUUUUUAGAUAUAAAAUGAGUAGGUAAAUAUUGUCUAUUUAACAAAUUUUACAAAAUAUAUUAUUGGCACUAAAAUAAAAAAAAUAUAUAAAUAAUUUCACGAAUGAAUCUUGUAGUUGGGUUUCCACGUUAUCGCUAACCUGAGCGUACUUUUUAUUUAUUAAUCUACAUAGUGGUACUGCGAACAAUAUCAUGAUUAAGGAUGGAUCUGCGAACGAAAUAAUCAUAGUUUACUUAAUUUUUGUAGUUACUCAGAGGUAAAAUUAUCCGCCAUCUUUUAUAUGACGAGAGUAUAUUAAAGUGGGCGGAUAAUUGUGCCUCUGAGUAUAUAAUCCCUUCACCAUAAUUAAAAAAUGCCGACUCUCGCCUUCUUUGUAAAAUAAAUAUAUCUUUUUUGCUAAGCUAAUUUAUAAAAUAAAUAUAUCUUAGGUUCAGGUUCGCAAACAUUGUUACCCAGCCUUAUUUGAUCACUGACCACUAUUAAGAUAGUUGAGUGAACUAAAUUUAUUAUAAUAAAUAAAUAUCAUAAUGGUUAUGUUCCACUAAGCGAUCACAACGAUCACGCUCACAACCAAAGUUUUUCCAAAGUGGAAUGGAGCGUUGAUGUAAAAUAAAACCAAAAAAUAUGCAAAACAUUACAAAAAAUAAUAUUUUAUUGUUAUUGUGUAAUUUUUAAUUUACCACUAAAAUUAUUUGAAUAGUUCAACAUUUCUGGACUGAUUAUUUUUUACAUUUAUUCAUUAUUUUUUUCGUAUUACAUUAAAAAUCUAUACAACAAAAUAUAACAAUAAUAAUUUUCGUUGUCUCCAUAUACUUAAUGAUAGUUUCUUACUUCUAAUUUCCAAAAUUGCUCUGAUAUACAGAUCAUCAACCGAUUAGUGAAUAACAAUAUCAUGAUAACCCACCUCUUCGGACGGACCAGUGAAAUUAAUGACGUCAUUAGUGACGUUUUCGUCGCGACCACAACAACCAUGGUCGUCAUAUGAUCGCUUAGUAGAACGUAGCCCUUAAAUUAUUUCUCAGUGGCGUGCUCAAGGUUUGGAACAGGGUAAGCAAUAUACGUACAAAUUGUACAAAAUGAAAAAUUACAUCUCCAAUGCAGGUUCGUACUGAAUUCUCGAAGUAGGUGGUGCAUUUUUGCAUCUAUGAAUGGUAUGCCACUGAUGAUUCUAUAUAAUUAUUAUAUUAGUAAUAACUUAAAAAUGAAUAUUAACAAUUGAUAAUGACUGUCCCUUGACAAAUUUUCGAAAUCUUGUUCACUGCCAAAAUAAAUUUAAAAAAUUAGUAAAAUAAUAUUCCUAUCAUUCAAAAAAUUAAUAAAUUUAAUAUGUAGUAACAAAUAUGCCAAACUGAAGGUUUUGUAGGAUUUAGUGGGAAAAUUCCCAUCUUUUAUUAUUAGACUAUUGUCUCAACUAUACUAUACUUAAUUGGAGAAAUAUUAGUCGUGUUAAACAGGGUUGAUGUUUUCUCUUUUCAAAAAAAAAUCGAAAAAAAUAAUGUAUGACAGAUACCAUUUAUAUUUAAAUGUGUCUGGUUUUGUAAAAAUUACAGUAAUCUCUUUAAUUAGUAUAUUUUCAUAAUACCUCAUUGGUUCAUGUAGCGGAGUUCGGAUCACGAGGACUUCGGUUCGAAUCCUGGGUCGGUAAAAAAAAUAAUUUUUCCUUCAAAAAAAUAUAAGUAAAAUUUCUCAGUUCAAAUUUCAAAGUUGGGAAGUUGCUAGUACCCCCAUGCCUCGCAGAGCAUGUUAAGUAUAUGCGUAAGGUUUUUGUUUUUAUUUUAAACUAGCUGAAGCUGUGCGGUUGCCCCGCGUAGUUCCUGUUCCCGUAGGAAUACGGCGAUAAUAUAUAGCCUAUAGCCUUCAUCGAAAAAUCUAACACUGAAACAAUUUUUCAAAUCGGACCAGUAAUUUCUGAGAUUAGCGCGUUCAACCAGACAAACAAACUCUUCAGCUUUAUAAUAUUAGUAUAGAUAUACAAGUAUAAUCCAAAUAUUAUUAUUUAUUAAUAUUGGAUCAAAUAAGCCAAGUUCUAUCGAAGCUCCAUAAGCCACCACUCCGUCCUUAGGGUCCUUCCACUCCUUCUGACCUUCGGGUUAUAGCACAUUAAAACUAACAAGCACCGGAUCAGAGCCUCGCUUCGUGCAGUUUUUUUUUUUUAAAAGAACAUGCCAUAACUUUUAAAUAUGAUCAAUAUUCCCAUUCCCCUCCAACUAGUCGGAAAAGACUGUGUUAGGAGUGGGUACGACAACAGUCCAACAGGGCGGGGAACCACCACCUCGGUGAUGAGUCUGACCGCUUUUACCGUUGAGCUAUUGAGGCUUUAUAUGAACCACUUUGGACAACGACAUACACUCCGCAAAACGACGGCACUCUAGCGCUGAUCGUUAUUGCACAGAAGUCAUUAGUGAGGUUUAUGUGUAUAUAGGGGUAAGGCUCCGUGCCCACCCUAGUAUGGACCUGUGCCUACCUUAGAAUUCUGGGCUACCGAUAUGGAAUUCUAUUAUGAUACUAAUAAUAGACUUGAUGUAGGGGGGCCAGGCCCACCCUAGGAAAUAAUCCUAGAUCUACUCACAUUACGUCUAUGCUGUAGCGUAACCGGAUCGCAUCACGAGGCAGCUAGAAUAUCGGGUCAUCGGGUGCUCUAAUGAGAUAUGACCCUAAAGUAUAAUGUUCUAUGAAUAACCUUCAACGUCUCUGUCCAAUCUCAAAUACAUAUUACUACAUACAUACUUUAGUUUCAAUGAGUCAUCAUACAUCAAUAAUGAAACUCUUUAGUUCAGUCGCUGUCAAACUUUUUCAGGGGCUCAACAAUCAAAAAAAAAUUUAAAAUUUAACUUCUCGCACAUUCUGUUUUUAAUAAUUAUGUAGCGUUUACAUAUACAAUCUCUAUAUAGUUAAGGUUACCAUGUUAUUAACGUUGGUUGGAAUAUUCAUACAAAGACUUGCUCGAUUUGACUGAGGACUGAGGUGACUUUUAUAAAGGAGCUUUGUCGGUUUAAAAUAAAUUAUACGAAAGUUUAUAUUAUACCAUGGUUCAAAUAACAAUGUAAGGGUGCUUUUCCACCAGAGAUGUGUUACGCUACGUUGCUAUGGAUGCGUUUGAUAUCCACCAUUGGAGCACAUAGCUUAGCAUUGGUGGAAACGAAUUCAACUAAGAUAUGUUUUUCAUAUUGAAGGGUGCGUGCUAACAAUACAUAGCAUGCUCGUAGCUCGAGCUUCGUAUCAUCCUCGCAUAACUUAAAUAGCUUAGUAUUGAUGGAAACGGUCACAUAUCUUUGCAGCAAAGGUAGCACAUCUCGGGUGGAAAAGCCCUAAAGCUGAGCGUCCACAAUAUUCGUAUUGCGUACCUAUUUUCGCGCAUAUAUAUAUAAAAACUUGGCGUUUUAACAACCAGUUACAGUUAUGGAUAUUGAUGGACAUUCAGCUUAAUAAUUUAUGAAUAUAAUACAUAUUAGAUAUACGUAUCUACGGUUGUACUGUAUUGCUCAGCGUACUAUUAAUAGUGUAAACGGGUCUUCAGGAAACAUAUUGAUAUGACAUAUUCAAAAUAAAACUAACUAUUGAAAA
Messenger RNA from Bicyclus anynana (squinting bush brown), 6046 nucleotides. RefSeq names its product leucine-rich repeat protein soc-2. Bases 137 to 1276 code for a protein of 379 amino acids. The record is from RefSeq and is a predicted model, not a curated record. Lineage: Eukaryota; Metazoa; Arthropoda; Insecta; Lepidoptera; Nymphalidae. Gene Ontology annotation, molecular function: protein binding. The transcript has 6 exons.